CAUACUCGCCGAGUCGUGCUGCUGAGGCCACCGAGGGCUCAGAGGGCGCCACGUCCCUGCCUGCUCGGCCCGGCCCGUGUUUGCCGUUCCGCCCUCCCGCUGCUCCAGUCGGAGGGCCUGCGGCGCUGGACAGUCGGUCAGUGCCUCCGCCGCCGCCGGUGGAGGGAGGGACGUGUGAACUGCGGCACCGAGGUCGGAGAGUGAGCCCGAGCGAUCUGCGCAGUGUGGUGCGAGUGCGAGACUCGGACCGCGUGCGCUCGCUGAGGACCGCACGGAAUAGCGCCGGGCAGCUGCGUAGCCGCGCCACCAGAGACGGAAUCUUAUAGCUGAGUCGAGCCGCCGAGCCGUCCAGCGGAGACCAUGACCUCGUGUCUGAGCGUGGACCCGCCCGAUAUUGAGGCCAUCCUGACGCUGAACCCGCAGAUAAAACCGUAUGCGAGCAUCGUACCGUCUGCACAGACUAAGAAGAACAAGAAACACUGGAAACGCAACGCCGACAAGAAAUGCGGGACAUGUGGACCAGACCUGACAAAGAAUUUCGACGACAUCAAGCACACCACGCUGAGCGAACGAGCCGCGCUCAAAGAGGCCAGCCGAUGUCUGAAGUGCGCCGACGCGCCCUGCCAAAAGUCGUGCCCCACCCAGCUGGAUGUCAAGGCGUUCAUCACCAGCAUUGCAAACAAGAACUUUUACGGCUCGGCGCGUCAGAUUCUGUCUGACAACCCGCUGGGCCUCACAUGUGGCAUGGUGUGCCCCACGUCGGACCUGUGUGUCGGCGGCUGCAACCUUCACGCCUCAGAGGAGGGGCCGAUCAACAUCGGCGGCCUGCAGCAGUUCGCCGUGGAGGUGUUCAAGAAGAUGCGUCUGAGCCAGGUGCUGCCUCCCGAGGUGGCCACCGCCGCCGACCAGCGUCCCCCCAGCUACUCGGCGCGCGUGGCCCUGCUCGGCUGCGGCCCCGCCUCUAUCAGCUGCGCCACUUUCCUCGGACGGCUUGGCUACACGGACGUCACCAUCUUCGAGAAGAACGAGUAUAUUGGAGGACUCAGUUCGUCGGAGAUUCCGCAGUACCGACUGCCGUACGACGUGGUCGACUUUGAGGUGGAGCUAAUGAAGGACCUGGGUGUCAAGGUGGUGACCGGCAAGGCACUCGCCGAGAACGACCUCACCGUCAAGGGGCUUCAAGCGGAGGGAUACGAGGCCAUCUUUCUGGGUAUAGGUCUGCCUCAGCCCAAAAAGAUCCCGAUAUUUGAAAAUCUGACGGAAAGCAUGGGCUUCUUCACCUCCAAAGAUUUUCUGCCGAAAGUGGCAGCCGGCAGCAAAGCAGGUAUGUGCAGCUGCAAGUCCCAGCUGCCGCAGCUCUCCGGUAACGUGAUUGUGCUCGGCGCCGGCGACACGGCGUUCGACUGCGCCACGUCGGCGCUCCGCUGCGGUGCGCGGCGCGUCUACGUCGUCUUCCGCAAGGGCUUCACCAACAUCAGGGCCGUGCCCGAGGAGAUGGAGCUGGCGCGCGAAGAACAAUGUGAGUUCGUGCCGUUCAUGGAGCCCAGCAAGGUGAUAGUGCGUGACAACCGUAUCACCGCUGUAGAGUUCUGCCGCACCGAACAGGACGACUCGGGCCGCUGGGUCACAGACAACGAGCAGACCAACCGGAUCCGAGCCGACUUUGUCAUCUCGGCCUUCGGCAGCGGCCUCAGCGACCCCGGUGUUCAGGUAGCUAUGGCGCCGGUGCGUCUGGACCGCUGGGGUCUACCUGAGGUCAACCCGGACACCAUGGCCACCAGCGAGGAGGGGGUGUUUGCCGGCGGAGACCUGGCGGGCGUGGCCGAAACCACCGUGGAGUCGGUCAACGACGGAAAAACGGCCGCCUGGAGCAUCCACCAGUACUUGCAGUCGCUGCACGGCAUCCCGAUCCCGGCCCAGCCGCGGCUGCCCAAGUUCUACACGGCCGUGGACGCCGUCGACCUGAGCGUGGACAUCUGCGGCCUGCGCUUCCCGAACCCGUUCGGCCUGGCCUCGGCGCCGCCCACCACCUCGGCGCCCAUGCUGCGCCGCUCCUUUGAGGCCGGCUGGGGAUUCAACGUCACCAAGACGUUCUCACUCAACAAGGAUCUGGUGACCAACGUGUCGCCUCGGAUCGUGCGCGGCACCACCUCUGGACACACCUACGGACCCGGCCAGGGCUCCUUCCUCAACAUCGAGCUCAUCUCCGAGAAAACGUGCGAAUACUGGUGCCGCAGCAUCACCGAACUCAAACGGGACUUCAAGGAACAGGUCCUGAUUGCCAGCAUCAUGUGCAGCUACAACGAGGAGGACUGGACGGAGCUGGCGCAGAAGGCCGAGGCGGCCGGUGCCGACGCCCUAGAGCUCAACCUCUCGUGUCCGCACGGCAUGGGAGAGCGCGGCAUGGGACUCGCCUGCGGUCAGGACCCCGAGCUGGUGCGUAACAUCUGUAAGUGGGUGAGAGCCGCCGUCAAGAUCCCCUUCUUCGCCAAGCUGACACCAAACGUCACGCACAUCGUCGACAUUGCCAAGGCCGCCAAGGAAGGUAACGCGGACGGCGUCACUGCUACCAACACCGUCUCCGGCCUGAUGAUGCUCAAGUCGAACGCGGUGGCGUGGCCGGCCGUCGGCAGUGACCUGAAGACCACCUACGGCGGCGUCAGUGGCAACGCCAUCCGGCCGAUCGCGCUGCGGGCCGUGUCGGCCAUCGCGCGCGCCCUGCCCGGCUUCCCCAUCCUGGCUACGGGAGGUAUCGACUCGGCCGAGGCCGGACUGCAGUUCUUGCACGCCGGAGCGUCGGCACUGCAGGUAUGCAGCGCAGUGCAGAACCAGGACUUUACUCUGAUUGAUGACUUCUGCACCGGCCUGCGGGCGCUGCUCUACCUGUCCACGCUGCCGAGUACUGCCGACUGGGACGGUCAGAGCGCGCCCACGCCCAAACAUCAGCUCGGAAAACCGGUGCCGGCCAUCAGCGAGAUCAUCGGAAAGGGUCUGGCCAAUUUCGGCCCGUACCGCGCUGAGCGGGACCGGGUACUGGCGGAGAAGCACCGCUCGGCCGACCUGCUGGACGGGAAGGCGGAGCCGCAGCGGCCGGCAGUGAAGCCCGCCGCGCCCGUACCCACAAUUGGAGAGCUCAUUGGCAAGGCGCUGCCCAUGAUCGGCGCCUACAACGACCUGGACAACCAGCAGCACAAGGUGGCACUGGUGGACGAGGACAUGUGCAUCAACUGCGGCAAGUGUUACAUGGUGUGUAACGACUCCGGGUACCAGGCGAUCGAGUUUGACCGGCGCACCCACCUUCCGAGGGUGACCACCGACUGCACCGGCUGCACGCUCUGUGUCUCCGUCUGCCCCAUCAUCGACUGCAUCAAGAUGGUGCCACGGACCACGCCCUACGUACCCAAGCGCGGCCUGCCCCUACCGGCCUAAGCAAGAAGAGGCAACAAAAAAGAGGAUCUUGCCGUUCAGAGAGACACAAUAUCGCCACGGACUUGCCGUAUACCCACCGGUGGCAUGACGCGGGGUAGAUGAGUAAGCAUGAUGGUAGCGACGAGCGCCAGCAGCGGCCAAUAAAGGGGACCAAGAGAUUUGAUAUAUGCCUUUAUAGUAUUAAUAUCAUGAUAAAGCUUACAUAGUAGCUACUAACACUAGCUUAUGUGCUUCUAUCGAGGAAGAUCGAUAGUUCGGUAAACUGCCUUGGUCAAGACUUGGUGCUAGCAUAUUAUUUCUGAGUGCGGGUUCGUUCUAAGGGUAAACGAAACGCUUGUUAUGAUAAUACUCAAUAUAUGAUAUUAUAAUUA
This is a messenger RNA of Amphibalanus amphitrite, 3800 nucleotides long. RefSeq names its product dihydropyrimidine dehydrogenase [NADP(+)]-like. The coding region runs from base 361 to 3429 and encodes 1022 amino acids. Lineage: Eukaryota; Metazoa; Arthropoda; Thecostraca; Balanomorpha; Balanidae. Gene Ontology annotation, molecular function: dihydropyrimidine dehydrogenase (NADP+) activity; NADP binding; iron-sulfur cluster binding. The record is from RefSeq and is a predicted model, not a curated record. Gene Ontology annotation, cellular component: cytoplasm; cytosol. The transcript has 20 exons. Gene Ontology annotation, biological process: thymine catabolic process; uracil catabolic process.